AUGAGCUCGAAUUUGGAUGAGUACGAGGAUUUGGAUGAUUUGUUAGAGGAUCCGUCAAAACUUGACGAUGAGCCAGCCUCCGCCUCCAGUACAACAGCUGCCAAGGAUGAAUGUGGCAGCCCGAGGACGACAAAAACGGAUCCCGAGAUCGCAGGUGCCAUGGAAGACCUUCAGGGAGAGUUUGCCAAACUUUUGCAGAAUAGCGAUGCGGGCUCCCAGGAAGAAAGCAAAAGAACAGCGGACGGCGUCAAUCAGUUGCUGAAAGCAUUGGCAGAAGCGGGGUCGACAGAGAAGGAGAAGGAAAAGAGCCCGUCGCAGCAAUUGAAUGAUGACAGCAGGGGGCGGGAUAGACCGAAUGGCUUCAAAGACGUCGUGUCGAAUACGCUUGACCGGUUGAAGGAAAGCGGGACAAAGGUGGAUGCGAACUUGCGGGAAGAGCGGAAGAAGGGCAAUUCUAAUGACGACGUGCUCUCGCAGUUGCUGGACCAACUGGUGGACGGUACCGCUGACGAUGACGAGGAAGGUAUGGAGAAUGCGAUCCAGAACAUGCUGAACCAGAUGUCGUCGAAAGACGUGCUUUACAAGCCCAUGAAGGAGAUGCAGACAGAAUUCGUAAGCUGGAUGGCAGAGAACGCAGACCGUGAGGAGCACGCGGAUAAAAUAGAGUGCUAUCGCAAGCAGGUGGUAUUAGUGGAUCAAAUUGUGGCAACCUACGAGCGACCAGACUACGAAGACGGUAAAUUCCGCAGCGAGAUCGGCAGUUUGCUGGACGGGCUGGAGCAGCUGGGUGACUCGCCUGUGAGCAAAGGGUUCAACAGUGCGGAUGCCACUGGGGGCCCCGAUCUUGAGAAGUUGCUCGAGGUGGAUGGAGAGCAGGACAUGGGUAAUCUCGAUAAACAAUUGCAAGAUGCAUGUCCGCAGCAGUAG
Molecule: messenger RNA, 927 nt
Organism: Lachancea dasiensis
Lineage: Eukaryota; Fungi; Ascomycota; Saccharomycetes; Saccharomycetales; Saccharomycetaceae
Source: the annotation of a GenBank genome assembly